UUUUAAAAGCGGCCUCUCAACUAGCCCUUGUAGUCGAUUUUUUUUUCUCUUGGACAAAAGUUAGUUAGUAAAAAAGUUAAAACAAACUCAGGGGCAGUUUUUUCUGGUGUUUGGUGCAGUAGCAACAAAUAUGCUACGCUAACGAUCGUAAAAUGCAAAGUUUGCUCCGCCCAGGAGGUCAGAGUUCAGCUCGUCUGUUUUUGGAAUGUGGGAGGAAACCCGAGUACCUGGAGAACUUCCACACAGCAGGGCCGGAGGCCAGACUUGAACCCAUGAACUCUGCACUGUGAGAUCCACCCACCUAUGACGCCGAGAUAUCAGACAUCAUGCUUGCAGACAAUUUGAGAAAGACAACACAGUGGCAUGUCGUGUACUGAGCGAACUUCCUGAACACUGAAUGAUUCUUAUGCCGGAUCCAUACUGAAAGAUACAAUGAAGUCACCAUCGUGGACACAAAAGUGACGCCUACGAUAGAGACUGCACGCCGUAAGACCUGCGCCGUCCAACCAGCAGUCAUGAAGUCCUCCAUCAUACCACAAGCCGUCGGCCUGGAUGUACCACGGGAUGUCUUGUCAGAAGUGAAAGUUAGGCCUGUGCCUUCUCCAAGGUUAAAAAGAAACACCAAUAAAUGUGAAUCCAGGGAUAUUCUGAAUCCCCCCCCAAAUAACUACCCCGCUGACUACAAGAGGCUGUCUCCUGUUCGUCCCCUUCCUGAGCCCCCAACGGGUAUUUAUGUGGAUGACAUUCAUCCAAAAGCAGCAGCAAACGAAACCAACCCAACUUCAACUACAGAGCCUCCAUCUGUCUAUCACAGAACACUUUUGGCUCCUCCUCUUCCUCCACCUCGACCCCCUCUGGCCAACAUCAGCAUCAGACCAACUGCAGCUCAGCGGAAAUCUGAGGACAUAUAUUCUGAUCCACCUUUGGCUCCUCAAUCCUCCCAACCUAAGACUGAUAACAUUGGACCACAGAUUGCAACCAUUUCUGGUCUGCACUCUUCAAUAAUAUCAUCAAAGGAGCCUGUGUACAUUGAGCCAGACGACGCUCUCUACCUAGAAAUUCUACCACCAGAAAAUAAUACCAUGGAUACCCUGGACCUAAUUAAAUGGAUGCGAAAAGUUUCAAGGAUGGAUCACAUGGCUCCGUCUUUGUAUGGACUCACUAUGGAGGAAGAAUUAAGAUCAUUUAACCAGAGAGCCACAAAUACAAAGCAGGCGAUUUAUCUCUUCAACGUUCUCAUGACGAGACGCAGUCGACGUCUCCAGGACUACAUAUUUGAAUUCUUUUCCAUCUCGGAGCUUCUGGAAAGAGAUGACAAGAAGGUCAAAAGUAUGGGUAUUGCCGGAGGCACCACAGGAGCAGUGGGGGGAGUGGCCGCGGUGGUCGGGAUAGCCUUGGCACCCGUGACCAUGGGGGCCUCGCUGGUCGCUACAGCUGUGGGCGUCGGGAUGGUGGGGGCGGCGGGAGGGAUGGGUGUCCACGCUUCCAGACCCAACAAGAAGAUUGGGGACAGAAAAAUAAUUGAGAAAGUUAUUUGUAAUUACAUGUUGGAUGUUGUUGACAUAGAACGCUGUGUGAAUUUUAUCCUCUCUGAGAUAACAGAGUUGCAAAGGCAUGAUCUUGUGAGAUUACGUUUGGCUGGAGCUCAGCAUGAUGCAUUGACGUUGGCGUAUAAGUCAAGGUCUAUGAUCAAUGACUUCAGAAAUUGUACAAAUGCUUUGUACACGAGCGGCAUGUCGUCCGAGAGGCUGCUACACACCUUUGCCGCGGAAAUGGAUCAGUAUUUUAAGGAAAAGGGGGGACAGAAAAAGCUAAGAAAGUCCAUUAAGAGCAGACUCUCGGGAAGAGUUCAACUGCUGGCUCGAAAUCUUCAGGAUGAGCUUGACCAUUUGGUUUUUGUGUGGAAACGUGUUGUAAACUAACAAACUACAAUUCAUUUAGAAUAUUGUCAUUCGUAAUUUUUUCCCCUGAUUGUUUGUUUUUUAUUAAACUGUGUAAGCUGUAGAGCUUUAUUACUGGA
Molecule: messenger RNA, 2020 nt
Organism: Syngnathoides biaculeatus (alligator pipefish)
Lineage: Eukaryota; Metazoa; Chordata; Actinopteri; Syngnathiformes; Syngnathidae
Exons: 12
Coding region: 516-1922 (468 amino acids)
Biological process (GO): lipid transport; lipoprotein metabolic process
Cellular component (GO): membrane; extracellular region
Molecular function (GO): lipid binding
Source: RefSeq, a predicted model, not a curated record